CAUAUGUUCAUAUCUGAUGUGUGCGUGUUGGUCUGCGUGCAUGUAUUGAUAUGUACGCACGUUUCCGAAAUACAUGGGGCCCGCGCUGGCAAUGUUUUAGCAGGAAACAUAUGUUUUUAGCUGACAGGGCUGGAGAGAGAGAGGGGCGACUGACUGGACAGAGCGGAGCAGCUGCACAAAGGAAAACAAAAAGGGAACUAGUGUGUUGUUGCCAGUGAGGCUCCGUUGGGGGGUAAAAUAAGUGCAGGACAAUAGGGUUUUUUAUUUGUGUGAGGCGAGGACAGCUUUCAAGGGACCCGUCCUCUUAAUGCUAACUGAAGACCACUUGAGAAGCCAUGACCAGAACACUUGGACUAUUAAUGCUCCUGUCUGCUCUCUGCUGCGCCCUAGCGGACAAUGUGGACCUGAUCCGCACUAAGAGAGGGACUCGUUUUUACAGAGGUGAGCCUGCCCGGCAGCCAUCCAGACGGACGCUUUUGAUUAUUCAUGUCGAGAAGUCUUCACCUUCAUUUGACACCUCCUUACUUUGUACGGAUAGUAAGACGUCAGCAGUGCGUAGUUUUGGGGACACUUGGCUGCGAUGGAGAGGACAGCGUGUGGAGUAUUGCCGUUGUGCAUUAGGAGGACGAGAGCGUUGUCAUGUUGUGCCCGUCAUCAACUGCUACGUGUCUCAGUGCUACAACGGAGGGACCUGUAAGGAGGCCGUGUACACUUCAGACUACAUCUGUCAGUGUCCUCCAGGCUUCAGUGGGACUCAGUGUGAGAUCAACACCAAUGAGAAGUGCGUUGUGGGGCAGGGUGAAGGGUACCGCGGCACCUGGAGCUCCAGUCAUUCACGAACAGAGUGCAUCAACUGGAACUCUACGUCUCUGAGAGGAAGGAGGUUCACCGCCAGAAAAGCGGAGGCCGGCAGUCUUGGAUUGGGCAAUCACAACUUCUGCAGGAACCCUGACAAUGACAACACUCCUUGGUGUUACAUCUAUAAAGGCACUCAGAUCGAAUGGGAGUACUGCUCCAUGCCCACAUGUCCAGAAGAUAAGUACCAAGAAUGUGUGGUGGGCUCCGGUAAGUCAUACAGAGGCACAACAUCCGCCACUAAGAGUGGCUCUCGCUGCCUCCCGUGGGACUCUCCUGCUGUCAAGCACAAGCUCAACAAUGCUUGGAAAUCAGAUGCACUAGAGAACGGGCUGGGCAGCCACAGCUUCUGCAGGAAUCCAGACGGUGACGUGGCUCCAUGGUGUCACACCUACAAGAACAUGCAGCUGACCUGGGAGUUGUGUGACAUACCUAAAUGCUUGAGACAUCCAUCCAUCAUCAGCACUCUUGGCCCACGUGCCCCUACCACUAACAACAGAGCAACAUGUGGCCAGCGCUUAGACAACACCCUGAAUCGCCCGGCGUUCCGCAUGUUUGGGGGCAGAGAGAGCGACAUCACAGAGCAGCCGUGGCAGGUGGCCAUUAAUGUCUACCAGGCCCGUCACAGAAAACACUUUCACCGAUGUGGAGGAGUCCUCAUCGACUCCUGUUGGGUCCUGUCAGCUGCACACUGCUUCGAGGACAAUGAUAAAGCAGAGAAACUGGAAGUGAUUUUGGGAAGAACGUUUCGGAAACAGAAUUCCAGCAGCGAGCAGAUUUUCAAGGUUGAGAAGUACUGGAAUCAUGAGAAGUUUGACAACGAGACAUUUGACAAUGACAUCGCUCUCUUGAAGCUGAAGACGGACAUUGGCAUCUGUGCUGUAAACUCUCCGGAGGUUCUUCCUGCGUGUCUGCCUGAACGUGGGCUGGUGCUGCCCGACUGGACCGAGUGUGAGAUCUCAGGCUAUGGAAAAGACUCAGAAUUUUCUGCAGAGUUCUCCGAGCGUGUUAAGAGAGGUUACGUUCGCCUUUGGCCCAAGGAGCGCUGCGUCCCAGAUGUGCUGUCUUAUCGCACGAUUACAUCCAACAUGCUGUGUGCAGGUGACACCCGAGGCCACGACGACGCCUGCAAGGGAGACUCCGGCGGCCCGCUCGUCUGUCGAAACAAUGACAAGAUGACUCUGAUGGGUGUGAUCAGCUGGGGCGAUGGGUGCGGGCAGAAGGAUAAGCCUGGAGUCUACACCCGUGUCACCCAUUACAUCGACUGGAUCAACAGCAAAAUUAAGGCAAACUCGGUCUAAAGGAAGAGAGACUGCAAAGAUGUUGAUGGAUGACCAUACCCAUAAACACAGCUGAUGUUUAUCAUUGAGAAGAUACACAGAGAGAUCCACAAGACUCUGAUUCUGUUGUUUAUCUGUUGAUCUAAAUCCAAACUGAUGGUGUUUUAAACCAGCAGGACCACUCCUACAGAGGCACACAAGAAGGACCUCAACCAUGAGUUUUCAUGCUCAAUGUAGCUCCACGUUUUCUGUUCCUUACUGUGUUGAAUGUGACGGUAUUUAUGGACAGAAACAGGACAAACUCUUUCCUCCUUCUGGGCCAUCUUGAUAAUACUUUUUGUCUCUUCAUGCAAGCAUGUGUUUUCUGAAUAUUUCAUCCAACAAACUGGAGGUUCAGGCAGUGAACCUAACGGGACAAAGAGCUCCUGGCUGGCUUUAAUGCUGGUUUAUACGAAGAAGUCACAGUGGUAGACUUCAGGUCAGUAGUGCUUUUAAUCCAAAAAGAACACUCAACACAAGCAUUUACUUUGCACAGCACAGUAACAAUAUGAAUGUAGGCAUUUUUUGUGCAAAGAUUGUGUUACAGACUUAUAGAUGUGAGGUUAUGUUGGCUUAAUUGUUGGGGCUUUAGGGGUUCCAGACCAAAACACAUCUGCUGGUUCAGAUUCUGCUUGUUUUUGCAGUUUGAACUCCUUUAGCUCCCUGCUGCCUCGUAGAUGGGAUUAGAUUUGGACAGGUGGAAGCUCUGAGAUAUUCACUCCAUUAAACAAACAUGUGCCUUAUUCCUUGUUCUCACUAUUUGUUUUUAAUUCAGAUUUCCAGAGCACUUCUCCACCAGACACCUGGGUUGAGCCCAGCAUGUAGAUAACAUGUAUAUUAUCUGAAUAUUGAUUUUUUUUUAUAUUGAAAUUACUUCUUUUCUGCGUUAAACUGCUUAUUGACUGCAAAACUUAUCUCCUUAACAAACUCACUUUGUUCUCUGACUGGGUUUUAGAUGUUUUUUUACUAAGUUAAUAUUUAUGUGUAUUUUAUAUUGUAUUGUAGCCUCAAGGUGUGAACUGUAGUUUGAUAAUUUAUUGUCUCUGUCAUUAUAACCACAUCUGGCAACAUACUCCUUUGUCAAUAAAUAAUAUUUGGAAUAAAUCUU
This is a messenger RNA of Sebastes umbrosus (honeycomb rockfish), 3282 nucleotides long. It is a transcript of the gene plat, whose product is annotated as plasminogen activator, tissue. The transcript has 15 exons. Gene Ontology annotation, molecular function: serine-type endopeptidase activity. Gene Ontology annotation, biological process: smooth muscle cell migration; plasminogen activation. Lineage: Eukaryota; Metazoa; Chordata; Actinopteri; Perciformes; Sebastidae. The record is from RefSeq and is a predicted model, not a curated record. Bases 336 to 2156 code for a protein of 606 amino acids.